This is a messenger RNA of Penicillium chermesinum, 1371 nucleotides long. Its product is annotated as BCS1 and AAA domain-containing protein. Lineage: Eukaryota; Fungi; Ascomycota; Eurotiomycetes; Eurotiales; Aspergillaceae. The transcript is spliced from 2 exons. Gene Ontology annotation, cellular component: mitochondrial inner membrane. Gene Ontology annotation, biological process: mitochondrial respiratory chain complex III assembly; protein insertion into mitochondrial inner membrane from matrix. Bases 1 to 1371 code for a protein of 456 amino acids. The record is from RefSeq and is a predicted model, not a curated record. Gene Ontology annotation, molecular function: ATP hydrolysis activity; ATP binding.
AUGAGCGCCAUCAACGGAGGUGUAAACUACCACAACCCUACCCAGAUAUCUCUCAUGGACAUCCUGUUCCCCGGGCUUGGUGUGGUCUCUGCCUCUGCACAGCAACUGCUUGCCGGUAACAUGAACAGCUACACUCGACUGCUUUGUAAUUUGGGAAUGUUUAUCCUCUUCGCCCGCUAUACUGUCCGCUAUGUUUGGGAGCUAGUGAGAAGUUAUUUCACCUCGACAAUUUAUGUCUCAUACUACGACGAAGCAUACGAUAUGCUAGUUGAUUGGAUAGCCGACCAACCCUUUGUCCACAAUGCCCAUUCAUUGAUUGCUCGUGUGAGAUCCACACAGCGGACAAGCAACCUCUAUUCAACAAAGAAAAAGCCUCUGACUUUUUCUCCUUGGGAUGGAUCAUUUCUUUUCUGGUAUAAGGGACAUUUGCUCGUUCUCCACUGCGAUGUUAAAGAGCAUCGAGAAGAUCUCCGCAUCUCCUCUAUUGGCCUCAAUGCCAACAUCCUGAAAAUUCUGAUCGAAGAGUGUCGAGAAAAGUAUAUUAAAAACACCCAAAGAAAGGUCUCUGUCUUCGAGAACCGCGAAGGGGAGUGGAAGAAGGCCAGGUUAAGACCAGUUCGACCCAUCUCCACAGUCAUAAUGGACAACGAGGUAAAGGAUGACAUAUUACGAGAUGUGGACGAGUUUCUCGACCAAGAUAUGCAAGGUUGGUACGCAGAGCGGGGCAUUCCCUACAAACGAGGCUACCUCCUUUUUGGACCACCUGGAACCGGGAAAUCUAGCUUCAGUCUAUCACUCGCGGGGAAGCAUGAACUGGACAUCUAUACGCUUCAAUUGUCGAAUAUUUCGGACACCACGUUGAUGAGGCUUUUUGCUGAGCUUCCGCCACGUUGUAUUGUUCUGCUAGAGGACGUGGAUACCGCUGGGGUAGGACGUCGGGACAGCGUCGACGCAGACCAAGAUAACGAGUCAAAGUCAGCAGUCACCUUAUCCGGACUUCUGAAUGUGCUUGACGGUGUCUCUUCUCAAGAGGGCCGGAUACUCAUUAUGACCACGAAUCAUAUCGAACAUCUGGACGAAGCACUGAUUCGGCCUGGCCGUUCAGACAAGAAAGUUCAUUUCAAACUUGCCGAUCAGAACAUUUCGACUCAGCUCUUCCACACGGUUUUCAAGCAGUUGCCGAACCAAAAGCAAUGCAACGAGAAAUUUGACCAGGAGACAGUUGAGGGGCUUGCUCGCGAUUUUGCCAGCAAGCUGCCCGAGCAAGUAUUCAGCCCGGCAGAAGUUUUGUCAUUUCUUUUGGAGCGCAAGAAGUCGCCCUAUGAUGCUGUUUCUGGCGUGGAGAGUUGGGUGUCGAAGACAGGGUAUUGA